AUGGAUUUUGAUGAGAUUAUGGAUAAUAGGAUUAAAUCGGAAAUGAUUAUCAGUAAAGACAGCUCUCUUUAUGAUGAAUGGCUUAACAAGAAGACCACCGAAACCACUAAAUUCUAUGUCUUUGAAGUGGAAAAUCCCGUUGAGAUCCUAAAUGGUAUGAAACCCAAAGUCAAAGAAGUGGGACCUUUUGUCUUCAGAUCCAAUGUCUUUGUGUCCAAAUCAAUCCGAGAGAUACUCUUCGGCGGCACUAAUGACUCGCAAAUACGACAAAUUUCCCAAUACUUCCCGACCCUAUCGCGAAGUGGUGUCACCACACCUAAGCUGUUGCCGCAAAAGUUUGCUCUCUUUGCCAAUAAUACUGAGAAUAAGUUCGAGGUAUUGACGGGACAUAAGACGGGUCUCUACUCACGAAUUCUCAAGUGGAACGACAAAUCGAGUCUGUCCGUAUGGACGGGUCGUUCAUGUAAUCUAGUGAAUGGUACGAAUGGUUUCCAAUUCUCGCCAUUAAUUCAGAGAGACGACAGACUAUUUGAAUAUUCAACUGAUAUUUGCAGAUCAAUUGAAAUGAGUUAUGAGAGUCAAGAAGAUAUCGAUGGCAUUCCUAUCUAUCGGUUCAGUCCGGUUGACAAUGCCUUCUAUAGUCCCAAACAUAAUAAGGAUAACACCUGUUAUUGUCUUUCGCCGAAAACACCGGAAAAGUGUAAUUUCAUCGGCAUUUUAGACCUGUCUUCGUGUACCGGCGCACCACUCAUACUAUCAAAUCCACACUUCAGACGCACCUCCGAAGUGAUCACCAAAAGUAUUGACGGACUUUCACCUGAAGAACGACUACACCAUACAUUCAUUGAAGUGGAACCAAUCUCAGGUUUGGUGACCUAUAGAGCGCGUCGCUAUCAGCUGAAUGUUCACACGAAGAAAUGUCCACUCAAUCAAAAUGUGGGCAAAACUUUGAAAGAAGCGAUCAUUCCGUUGGUUUGGUUCGAAGAAUUGGCAGAAGUGGACGACAACUCGAAAGACACCAUUAAAUAUGUAUUCGUUUAUCCCAUUAAAUACGAAGAGGUGGUCGCCUUUGGUCUCAUCAUACUGGGAGGGGUACUGUUGAUCACAUCCCUGUGCUGUUGCUGUUGCUGCGGUGGCAAAAACAAAAAAGUCGAUCCGAUAUCGAGUCAACACAGUUACCCAUUGGACUCCAAACCGAUCGUUAAUACCAUAAACGGCCCGUCCCUUAAUGGCCCGACCCUUAGCCAUAGCACUACUAUAAGCCAUAAUUACGACCAAAUAUUUAAAGGCAUAGAAAACCAAUGA
This is a messenger RNA of Oppiella nova, 1305 nucleotides long. The record is from the annotation of a GenBank genome assembly. NCBI's taxonomy places the organism in Eukaryota, Metazoa, Arthropoda, Arachnida, Sarcoptiformes, Oppiidae.